Messenger RNA from Cicer arietinum (chickpea), 2354 nucleotides. Its product is annotated as LOB domain-containing protein 20. The record is from RefSeq and is a predicted model, not a curated record. Gene Ontology annotation, biological process: positive regulation of DNA-templated transcription; hormone-mediated signaling pathway. Lineage: Eukaryota; Viridiplantae; Streptophyta; Magnoliopsida; Fabales; Fabaceae. Gene Ontology annotation, cellular component: nucleus.
AAACCAGUAUUUCAACAUAUCAAAUGUCACCCAAUUUUUACUGUAAGAGUUCCCCUUAUGGAACAUAUUUAUCACACAUUAGAGUGACUAAAGUAUUGUUAAAAAAAAUUAUAAUAAUCUUGAAUGAAUGCAUAGCCAUGACACUCACAUCACACACACACACGUCUUUGGUUUUUCCAUUCUACACGCGAAGAGAAGCAAAGACUACGCAGUUCUUGUGCUCUCCCACAAAGACAACCUUUGCAACUUUCACACAAACCAUCAUUUUCGAAUCAUCUUAAUAUUUUAUUCACACAGUCUAACAAACACGCCAAUCCCACGUGCCUCAGACACUCCUUCACCAACCUUAAAACUCUUUCUUUUCUAAAAAAUAUUCACCUUCCCAACCACAUUCACAUGACCAACGUUUACUCCCCUCACAAAACAUCAUACAUAAACAUCAUCUCCAUAUUACCAUAAUAACCUGACAAUGUUUUAAAUUACGGUCUGCAACCUACAAAUAUCUAUAUAGUUGCAUCAUUGAUUAAUGUGUUAGUCUUGUCUUGCAACUAUAGUUGCAUCAGUCGUAUUAGUCUGUAAUUUUCUAUGGCUGAUUCACAAGGUGAUGGUACCUCGGGAGCUAGGCGUAGUAAAGGUGCCAAUGCUACGAAGCGUGCUAUGACGGGAGUAACACAAGAGACAUUGGUGAUAGCGCCGUGUGGGGCGUGCAAGUUCUUGAGGAGGAAGUGUAGUGGUGGAUGCAUUUUUGCACCCUACUUUGGUACGGACCAAGGUGCUGCUAGGUUUGCGGCUGUGCACAAGGUGUUUGGCGCUAGCAAUGUGUCGAAACUCUUGAACAAUAUUCCGACUAACCACCGCCAUGAAGCGGCGGCGACAAUAUCGUAUGAGGCUCAAGCUAGGUUAUCUGAUCCGGUUUACGGCUGUGUGUCCACCAUUCUUGCUUUGCAACAACAGGUGGCAGCAAUGCAGGCAGAAGUCUCAAUGAUGCAAAAUCAGCUGAUGAAUAGCAGAUUUGCAUAUGCAAGUGCUCUUCAAACCACACACCAACAGCAUCACCAAAUGUUACAGCAACCAAACUUCAAUGUAUCAGUGCAACCAGCAUACUCCAACAAUUCAUCUGCUUCUACCAACAACCUUAUGAACAUCAACAACUUCAACCCUGGUUUUGACCUCACAAUGGAGACAGUACCUUCAUCACACAGCUUAGAGCCUUUUCAAAACUCAAGGUUGUCUCAUUAUGAGGAAGAUGAUUGAUUGAUUGAUUAAGAAGAAAACAGGAUUCAGCAAAUCUUAAAACAAAAGUACUUCACCAUGCAUCAAUUUGAGUUUCCAUUUUUGUUUCUUUUGUUACAUCCUUUAUCACCAUAACAUUAUUACAAUAUGCAUUAUUCUCAAGGAUAAUGCUUAUAUAUAAAGCAAACAAACAUUUCAAAAUUGUUUCUAUUGUUAAGCCUCUUAAUGGAAUGUAAAAUAUCCGGCUUAUAAUAAUUUCCAAGUCCUAAAUCUCUAUGUAGCUAAUCCCAUAUAGUAGUGCGUCGCGGCCAACCCUAAAAGUCGGAUAGUGUGAUAGUGCAUUCCAAGAUAGGUGGGAUAACUGUUAUUUUUUGAACAAAUUAAAUGAAUAAUACUAUAUAAACUUAUAUUUAAUGCAAAGUUAACAAAUGACUCAAACUAUGAAACAUACAUAAUUAGUAAUAAAAAUCCACAAGUCUUACUUUUAGUCAAAGCAUACAUUGAAAUACAAACAAAAGUCAAGAAAAUAAAGAUGAUGCAUAUUGAAGUCUUUAACACAUAGUAAUAAAAUAACUAAAUAUUAAAACUCAAAUGCAUGUUCUAGCAUAGGAAUCAAAGACAAGCAUCAUCUUCAUUAACAUAUUCUUCUUCCUCUUCUUCCUAGGUGAAAGUUGAAACAACAAAUCAGAGAAGGAAGAAAUAAUAGCGGAAUCUCGCUGGAAAACGUUGGGAUUAACUACGCCGGAAUAACGGGAUCACACCCGAAUCUUGUUUCACGUUGUCGCGGUCAGACACUGCACCGGGAUAACGGGGAUCUCACCUAGAAACGCUGGGAUUCACUACCUAGCAAAAUCCUAGCACCAAACUGUUAACUGAAUGAACUUAAAUAAUUUAUGAGUAAAACAUAAAGAUAGACAAUAAAUUUCAUCAGUAAUGAAGAAGGCCUGUUUUGGAAUUACUAUUAGAAGAUAAUCAUAUUUCACUCAACCAUGGCUCAACAUAAAAAUAUCAGUAAUUGAAUAACACUCUUCCAACUGUUAUGGGGAUAUUUAGAAGACCGCUUCUGCAAUGCAUGCUAUGAACUAUUGUCCACAGUGUUUUCAAUCGCGGAUCGCAAAAAA